This is a messenger RNA of Manihot esculenta (cassava), 2941 nucleotides long. RefSeq lists its product as uncharacterized. Lineage: Eukaryota; Viridiplantae; Streptophyta; Magnoliopsida; Malpighiales; Euphorbiaceae. The record is from RefSeq and is a predicted model, not a curated record. The coding region runs from base 16 to 2718 and encodes 900 amino acids. Gene Ontology annotation, cellular component: RNA polymerase I transcription regulator complex. The transcript has 12 exons. Gene Ontology annotation, biological process: transcription by RNA polymerase I.
UGACAAAAUAAUUUGAUGAACCAAUCGGACCGAAUUAGCUUUAAACGCUGCGUAGGGUUAUUACAUCACUUUGGCAAUCGGCAAUUUCGAGUUCCCACCUACCUCCCUCUCUCUCAAACCUCAGUCUCAGACGGCCGCGAGACUCCUCACCAUUCUCGUCCCUUCUCCGUUCUCGUCCUUCAGUUCAGUCCUGCAGCCACGGCCAUCCACCCACCCAGUCGCCAGUCCCGCAGCCACCCACCCACCCACUCGCCAAAGCCAGCCAGAGUCUCUUCACUCCAUCCUUCGCGUCUUCAGUCCCGCAGCCACAGCCACCCACCCACCCAGUCGCCAGUCCCGCAGCAACCCACCCACCCACUCGCCAAAGCUAGAGUCUCUUCUCUCCAUCCUUCGCGUCUCUCUCUCACGGCCAUCGCUCGCGGCUCGCGUCUCUCUCUCUCACGGCUGUCGCUAGCGGCUUGCGUCUCUCUCUCUCACGGCUGUCGCUCGCGGCUUGAAUCUCUCCUUGAUGGCCGUCGCUCGCAUCUCUCCCUUACACAAUCGUGGCGACAGCGCCAGCGCCUUUCCCACUCUCCACAGCAGAUAUCCCUUCUCCCCCACUUCGCAGCCAACAGCCACCAUUGUCUCUUCUCCUCCAGCCCGUCUGAGCGGCGCAACCCAGCCAUCAUUUUAAUCGAAGCAGCAGCAGGUCGACGGUGUAGGAAUUCGCAGCAGAAGGUAGAGGAAGGACAUUUCAAGAGGUCUGGAGUUUGUGUAGGUGUCUGUGUGGGGAUGUGGGAAGAUCACACAACAGGAUUAGAAGAUAGUGGUAAGAAACCGUUGAAAAGUCACAUGGAGGGAUUUGAAGAUGGUGAUGUCAAAUCAAAGAAACGCAAAAGGAAUUUGUGUACUGUGGCUGAUGAUGAAUGCCAUGUCAUGACACUAGAAAAUUUUUAUAAAAGAACCAUAUUAGCUUUAACCAAGCCAUCCUACCUUCUUGGGCUAGGUUUUAACCAUGUGCGACCAGAAAAUCGUGUUAGAUUAUGCCACUUUCUACAGAAGUUGGUGAGACAACAUAAUUGGAUGGAGGCAAGUGGUGUCCUCAGCUUGUUAUUGAAAGGAACAUGCAAGGACAAUGAUCCAACUAUGAAUCGAUUCAAGUAUUUGGUUUCAAUGGAGUUUCUCAAACAUGCAGAAAAUGAUGAUAUCAACUUGACUACAAUCAGUGGCAUCUUUGAUACCUGGAUGACAAGGAUUGGGAUAAACUUAGCGAAUAAAAGAAAGACUAGUGAAUAUAUGAAAGAGGACCUUUUUAUUGUUCGUUUGGAGUCCAUACUUAUCCAUUUUAUGCACGGUAACAUUGAAGGUGAGCGUCAGAAUGCUAGAAGCUUGAUGCGAGAACAUGGAUUUGAGGGUCACCCAAUGCUCCAUAUGAUCAUUGGCUUGAUAUUCUACCAGCUUUGGUACUCUAGCAUUCCAGAAGAUAUGCAGUGGAAGGGUUCUGAUCAGAUUUAUACCCCCUCGAAUUCCAACAUAUCAGCAUCACCUUCUUAUUCGGACAUGUCAUUCACAAGAGUCAGAUAUGAUGCUGGGGGCUCAGAGGGACAUAAUGCACUUUUUAGUUGUGAGUCUGAAUCUUCCUUCCAAUUUGAUUCAGAAACCUCUGUCAUGAAUGAUAAAAGAAUGCUUGUGGAGGCUGAAAGUGACUUCCACAAAGAAGUGGUACCUAUGGAGGUGGAGGUUAACCCGCAUAGCAAUCCCCAGCAAGACUUCCAGCCACCUGGUUUUUAUGCGAAUUCUGCUGAAAACGAGCCUUCAAUUGAUAAUGAUGGUUUUCAUAUGCAUUCUUUCCCAAAUUUGUUUGCCCUUAAAAGCUUGGAAUCAUGGUUGUUACCCUUACAAACCAAGAAUUGGGAGUUAGAAAGAGUGAUUCAAGAUGAUGAAUAUGAGAAUGCAGUAAAGUAUUUACGAGAAGCUGUUUACUCGAAACCUCCAGUAAUGUCUGCUUUUCUUCCCUUCGUACAGUUAUUGCUGAUUGGAGGUAAUGUUAAAGAGGCCCUCCAUGAACUUGAGAUGUUUGGUGGCUAUUCAAAUGCAUCGCUUCCUACCAGGUUGAGGGCUUGCCUCUUGGAGCGUGUUGAUCCCACUGAUAGUCUUACUCUCUCAACCUGUUUUGAGGACAGCUUAAAGAGUGAUCCUACAUGUAGCGAGUCAUUGGCAAAGCUUAUCAGCUUGCAUCAGAAUGGGAAUUAUAGCCCUGAAUCCCUUCUGGAAAUGAUUGCUUUACAUUUGGAUGCGGUCCUUGCGGAAUAUAAUACAUGGAGAGAAUUUGCUUCAUGCUUUCUUAAAGUCUGUCAGUAUGAAGAGGAUCAUAUGUCUGUAUGUCUGCAUGGAAAUGAAGGUGGAAAAAAACAAGGUUACUCUGUUCAUUACAAUAGAAUCCCCAAAUUGUUUAUGCAAGGGAGGUCUGGAAAGGCUUGGAGGAUUCGCUGCCGAUGGUGGUUGGCACGUCACUUCAGCAAGAACUUGCUUGCAUCAGAAAUGGCUGCAGGUGAUGUGGAGCUUCUAACUUACAAAGCGGCAUGCGCAAGCCACAUGUAUGGGUCACAUUUUGACUAUGUCGUGGAGGCUUACACUUGUUUAGAAAAGAGAAACAAUAGGGAUUUGCUUAUGUUGUUGCAAAUACACAUGCAGAAUUCCAUUGGACUUAAUCUAUACUUUCAACGGAGGACCAACUGAUAUAUAUCCUUUUUUAUUGUGUCCCAACUUUCUAUCAUCAGAGGUGUUAAUAUUGCAGUUCCUUUUAGCGGCGUCAACAUUUAGCAAAUUGGAGUUGAGGAUUGCAAAGUGAAUUAGUCGAAUAAUUUAUUAGUUUGUUUUUGUUUUAGUUAAUUGAAUCAAGUAAUAUAAAUGUUUAGAAUUUCAGAGACAGUAAUAUAUAUAAGUAAUACAUAGUUAAAAU